GUUCGUCUUAGUUGUGUCACUAAGAGACAGCACAGUCCUUUGUUGUAAAGUGGAACAUGGGGCUGGAGAGACCACAGAGGUGUUGGUGCAAAAAGGUUUCUUCCGAUAAAAUCACGUGUGUGUCCAAAUAAAGGAUUGCAUGUGUGUCUUCAGGCCACGUGUUCAAGAUUUUUGCUUUUGAUGGUAAUGACUGCGGUAAACUGUGUACUACAUGUACUUGUUGUUGGAAGGAUCACUUGCGUGGAGACAGGCUGGUUACUGGUCCCCACUAUCCCCAGAAGAGCUGAUUUAUGAGAAAGCAAGAUAUGGCCUAUCCCCCGUCGCACACCACCCAAGUGGUUUCAGUGACCACAGCCAACCAGGGCAUCUCACCAUGGAGCACUGGCCUUUGUGACUGCUGCAGUGACAUGGGCACCUGCUGCUGUGGUCUAUGGUGCUUCCCCUGCAUGCAGUGUCAAACUGCCGGGGACCACGGCUGGUGCUGCGCCAUGCCUCUGCUGGACUUCUGCUGUGUGGUGUCGUGCCUGCUCCGCUCCUCCAUCCGAGAGCGCCAUGGAAUCCCUGGCUCUUUCUGUGGCGACUGCUGUGCCUUAUAUUGGUGUUACCCCUGCGUGUGGUGCCAGAUGAAUCGAGAGGUGAAGAUUCGUAGGCGUUCGCCUGCCACCGCCACCGUUGUCACCACUCAGGUGACUGGCUAUUAGGCCACAACUCUUCAACAUCUAUUUUGGUUAAGACGUAGUUUCAAUAGAGUCAAGUUCAAAGCCAAAUGGGAAGUAUAUGGUUGCACAGCAUUUCAUUGUCUUAAAAAAUGUGUCCUUGCUGUAGCGAAGUUCUUAUUGUUGGUCAAAAUAUUAGUACUAUUUGUUCAAUUUUAGUUGUUUUUGACAGACUUUAACUGUUUUCAUACAAAAUUUGUAUCUCUUGUUCUAUCUGUCAAUAAAAUAUAUAUUUUU
This is a messenger RNA of Synchiropus splendidus (mandarinfish), 953 nucleotides long. It is a transcript of the gene ponzr1, whose product is annotated as plac8 onzin related protein 1. NCBI's taxonomy places the organism in Eukaryota, Metazoa, Chordata, Actinopteri, Syngnathiformes, Callionymidae. The record is from RefSeq and is a predicted model, not a curated record. The transcript is spliced from 5 exons. The coding region runs from base 291 to 701 and encodes 136 amino acids.